CCCGGCUGUGCCUUGGGCCGCCGACGGUCCCUCCUAGCUCCUGUGGCGCCUAGCCCUGGAAAUUGUAAAUCCAGGCCCUUGGCACGGAUGCGCGGUGGAAGGAGGUUUCCACAGCGAGUUGUGCCUGAGCCUUGCAGGGACAAGAGUAGGCUCAGGGGAGAGCUUAUCACUCUCGACAAGUACCCGAAAGGAGGUUGUAGCCAGGCGGGGGUCGGCCUCUUCUCCCAGGCAGCUAGAGACAUGAUGAGAGGAUGUAGUCUUAAACUGAAAGUUUAGGUUGAACAUUAGCAGGAGUUUGUUCAGAAAAAGGGUGAUUAGACAUUGGAAUGGACUGCCCAGACAGGUAGUGGAGUCGCCAUCCCUGGAGGUGUUUAAGGAAAGACUGUCUGUGGCAUUUGGUGCCCUGUUCUGGUUGACAUGGUGUUCAGUCAUAGCUUAGACUCAAUCUCAGAGGUCUUCUCCCACCUGUGAUUUUGCAAUUCUACGGAUAGCAGUGAAUUUUGGGCCUAGCUCCAGAUCAGGUUCAGUCAAACCCUGCCAUCCUGGGCUGUCUGGAGUGUUUGGUCCACCAUGCAUGCCAAGGUUGUGAUGCUCAAAGUAGUCACAGGUGACUUGGGCAUUGAUGCAGUGCCUGGGAAAGACAGGGCUGCUGCUGCUCAGGAUGCUGUCCUGCUGCUGGAGGGGAGUGACAGGGUGUUCACAGGCGCUUUGGCCUUUGGUGCUUCGGCACACAAAGAAGCAGCAAUAGCAAGGGGGUAGCAGGUCAGCGACAAGCUGUUCAGGCACACCAGGAGCCUGGGCAGACCAGGCAUGGGGCAGCAGGGACCUGUGAUAAGUGAGGUACAAGAGCAGUAUGGGUUUAGGAUGGAGGGCUGGCAGCCAAGGAGUGGCUGGAUGAUCACUUGUGCCCCUUGGGGUGCCACAUGCACUGACUGGCUGUGUGGAGAAGUGUACACAGCGUCUGUCCAUCCUGCCUAAAUCUUAUUAACACUGUUGAGAACUUCACUUUCAUAAGGUCUAAAAAUUCUCUGCAUUUUAAAGAGAGCAGAAGUACUGUCUGGAGUGUAUGGGCUCUUCUUUCCUGGAAUGUAAAGAAAACCUCGGCUGUGCAGCUGGAGUGCAGGGGGCUUCAUUCCUUAGUGAAAGCAGAGAAGGGAAAUGCAGAUGUCACAGCUGGGACAGGAGAUUUAUCUUGGCAAGCAAAGAGGAAAAAAUUUUCAAAAAGAAAAGAGAAAACUCAGAAGAAUUCCCUCCCCAUCUUCACUGCUUGCCAGCACGAGCAGAACCUCCAACCUGCAAAGGCCUUUCGUCUCCUGGGUCUGGGCUACCGCCCAGCUGGAUUUAGCCCCUCGCUGCCUUCUCUUUGGAGCGAGACCGUUGUGGUGGGAUGAGAGAGGCUGUGAGAACCAGGCUGAUCUUGAAGGAAGACUAUGUCCAAACAACUCAGCUGGAGGUGGGAAGGGGAAAGUCACAGUCAAAGAAAGGAGGCAUGAAAGGGAAAAGGAGGGACAGAUGCAGCCAGGAUGAGUAUAGAGACGUGGAUCCAGGGGGAGGAAGUCAUCACCUCCUCAGCCGUGCAUGGUGCCACUGGGCUACAAGAAUGCUACCUUAAGCAUUUCUCAGAGAACCUGGAUCACCUCUCUGACAACAUGGAGGAUUUCUCCAAUGACCUUUUCAGCAGUUUCUUCGAUGACCCAGUGCUGGCUGAGAAGAACCCUCUGCUGGACAUGGACCUGGAUCCACCCACUCCAGGCAUCCAGGCAGAGCACAGCUAUUCCCUCAGUGGAGACUCUGCUCCCCAGAGCCCCCUUGUGCCUGUCAAGACUGAAGAUAAUGCUAAUGAGCUGGAGAAUGGAGUGUGGUCACUGGGGCCCAAGCUCUGCUCCAUCAUGGUGAAACAGGAACAGAACCUGCCUCUAGACCUGCCUGAGUCCCAGCUACCUGCCAGCUCCAUACCAGUGCUGAACCUCAACCCUCUGCAGAGACUGCCACUCCCUGAGGAGAUUCCUAUAGAAAUGGCUCCAGCAGCUGUGAUCAAAGCUGAACCCAAAGAGGUGAACCAGUUUCUAAAUGUACCUACAGUAGAUGACCUGGUGCAGAUGCCUCCAACUCCACCCAGCAGCCAUGGCAGUGACAGUGAUGGAUCUCAGAGCCCUCGGUCCCUGCCUCCCUCCAGCCCAGCCCGGCCUGCUGCUCGCUCUUCUACUGCCAUCUCCUCCUCACCUCUCCUCACAGCACCACAUAAGUUACAAGGAACCUCUGGUCCACUGCUCUUGACUGAAGAGGAGAAGCGCACCUUGAUUGCAGAGGGUUACCCCAUUCCUACUAAGCUGCCCCUCACCAAAGCAGAGGAGAAAGCACUGAAGAGGGUCAGGAGGAAAAUCAAGAACAAGAUCUCUGCUCAGGAGAGCCGCAGGAAGAAGAAAGAGUAUGUGGAAUGUCUGGAGAAAAAGGUAGAGACAUACACAACAGAAAACAAUGAACUCUGGAAAAAAGUGGAGACCUUAGAAAAUGCAAACAGGACUCUGCUCCAGCAGUUACAGAAGCUUCAGGCUCUGGUAGCUGGGAAAGUCUCCAGACCUUAUAAAAUGGCUUCUACGCAGACUGGGACCUGUCUAAUGGUGCUGGCACUCUGCUUUGUUCUCAUCCUGGGAUCCCUGAUGCCCUGUCUCCCUGAAUUCUCUUCAGCAUCACAGACAGUGAAAGCAACACCAGCGCCAGACAUUUACACAACUAGUAAGAUUCAGUCACGGAGCCUCCUUUUCUAUGAUGAGGGUGCUGGCUCCUUAGAAGAGAGCUAUAGCUCCUUCCUAACCAUGGACCAUCCUGAGGGGUGGGAGGCCAAAAAAAGGCAGUCUGAGGAGGGAAGGCCUCAUCUGGCCAGGACACAUGAGACAGCUAAAUAUUUGAGCAAAACACAGGAGGGUCCUGACCAGAACCGAACGGACCCAAGUCUCAGCCACCUCAAAGAGCAAUUCCGUGAGAGGGAGACAAGCUCCAGUGAGACAACUGAAUUCUUGUAGCAGCUGCUGGACCUCAAGGCCUCAUCUGUCUGAUUGCAGGAUUCCCUCCUCACCAAGCAACUGAGGGGACUUGGCAGGAGAGGAUGCUGCAUUUAGACACCCCUAAACUGGCCUUGGGUUCAGCUCCUCCCCUUCCCCAUUGUCCCCAUUAGUGCUGAUCUCUCUGAGGGGAGUCACGGGACUGCCAGAAACCAGCAAUAAGUGUCUGGAGAAGCCCUGAGACUCCCUUUUCUCUGGCCUUACCUCCUGCUUAAAUGAGCACUACCCUAUGGAUGUGGGCUCACCUUGGAGAGGAGGGAGAUCAGAGGAAGCCCACAAACUAUUCAGCUCACUCCCCAAAGCCUCCAGACCAAGGGGGCUGUCCCUAUAUGUGUACCCCUUGGCUACAUCAGAUGCACCUGAAGGAGAGAGAAAGUGCUGGAUUUACUGUCCUGCCUGAGGGUUUUAGGAGUGGGUGAUGCUGGUGCUGGAGAGAUGGCUCUGGAGAGUUUGAGCUCAUUCCUUGCCCUCCAUAUGUUAGUAUAUUUCUGCUUCCAUUGAGAGAAAACCUAGUUCUUCCUUGCUCUAGUUUUCUCUUGAUGGACAUGCCUACAUAACUUCAACACCAACUAUCUGCAAAGAUCUGCACACAAACGGAGUGGGGGAGAGAGAUCCCAGACAGAUAAAUCACCAUAAACAUUAGCCAGCAGCUUCUGGGUAACCAGAGCUCUGAAAGACAGAACAACUUUCCCUCACAACCCACUUCUCCACAUCCUUAGCACCCCUGUUUUGUCAGGGGUGGUAUUUUUCUUUCUGUUCCCAGCUUGGGCCCUACAGUGCAGUGCUAACCAGAUCAGUGGUCUUCUCACUUUCCAUUCUGCUGGCCUUCUCCUUUGAGAGUGAGUGAGAAAAACACAUUCCCAUAACCUAAUCCCCAUCCCAGCUCUCCAUCCCCGAUUCUGCUUCAUGCCUAAUAGGGUCUCCCUAGGGACCACGAAGGAGAGCUCUACAACCCAUUGGAGGGCUGUCAGAUUAGCCAUCAUUCCCCUCACAUCCUCUUUGUGCACAAGUGUUGUGAAAGCCACUGAGGACAUACUGGCAUUUCUGGAGACAGGUACAUCUAUCAGGAAAGAGGUGGUAUGUUGGAAUUGGCCAGGGUCACCAAAGACAGUUUUGGACCUCCUCUUUCUAAAUGCUGACAGCAAAGAUAGCAAACUCAUGCCAUACCACCUCUCAGGCCAGACUUGCCAAGUUUGGUGUUGAAGUGACAUCAUCUCAAGCCUAUGCCAUCCUCUUUAGCACCAGACAGACACCCAUUUCUGACUCUUCUUCCUCUCCAGCAAAAGUCCUGCAAAAAGGCGGAAGUGUCUCCUCACUCCAUUCCCUCAGCUGCCAUUUGAUGAACGGACAAUGUGGGACACGAGUGUUGGAGAUCUGGGAUGUGGCAGGUUGCCCCAUGUGUAACACAGGAGUCCCUGUGUACUCUGCCAGAUCUCACAGCAGGCUCCAAUUCUGCUUGUUUUUCAUCAAGCACCCUGGACUCACUCUGCACUGCCCCAGCCUCUCCUCUUCCCCCAGGCUUGGAGUGGAGAAGGCUCCCUAUAGAGGAAGGAUGGGAUAGCUCUUGCUCAAGGACUGAGAGAGGUGAGGGAAGGGCCCUCACAUCCUUCUUUUCUCCCUAUUGAAAAUUGGUUUUGCCCCUCCAAGUCAUUUAGGAAAACGUGGACACAGCUGGCUGCAAUCAUGCAUGCGUGGCCAGUGGGGUGACGAAGAGGAAGGCUUUCAGCAUUGCUCUGCUCUCCCCACGGGACCUGCUGGUCACCAGAUACCACUGCAUUCCCCAUCCUCCACCUCCACCCCAGCACAAAGAACCACUGCCGGGUCCAAGCACACCCUCCUCCACCCAACACUUCACUGAGCAUGUCCCCGUGCCUCCCACUCCCACCGUUGUACAGAGAUCAAGAGCAGAACUCGUUUGUACAUAAUGAAACUUAUUUUGUAUUAUUGCCAAUCCCUUAAGAUAUUGUAUUUUGGAGACUCUCAGAUCCUAUUUUCAGUAUUGUAUUUUAUUAAGAAUUAGUGCGGGCUUGGCAUCUGUGAACUUCUUUCUUGUAGCAGCUCACUUUCCACUUAUACUCCAGCAGCUGCUUCUUCCCUCUUAGUUUUUUUUUGUGGUAUUUGUUUUGUUUUGUUUUCAAGCCACUCUUUCUCCUUCUUCUAUCACUUGCUCUGCAUUUGCUUUAUGAAGCAAAAUAAAAAUAAAAUAAAAAGAUGCAGCA
This is a messenger RNA of Ficedula albicollis (Collared flycatcher), 5281 nucleotides long. RefSeq names its product cAMP responsive element binding protein 3-like 1 (gene CREB3L1). The record is from RefSeq and is a predicted model, not a curated record. Gene Ontology annotation, molecular function: cAMP response element binding; DNA-binding transcription factor activity, RNA polymerase II-specific. NCBI's taxonomy places the organism in Eukaryota, Metazoa, Chordata, Aves, Passeriformes, Muscicapidae. Gene Ontology annotation, biological process: regulation of transcription by RNA polymerase II. The coding region runs from base 1524 to 3023 and encodes 499 amino acids. The transcript has 12 exons.